AUGGAUGAGGAUCAAAAUGUAACAUAUUUUAUUCUUGGUGGUCAUGUUGAAUUACACAAAUACAGGUAUCUUUAUUUUAUGAUCAUGUUGACAGUUUAUGUUCUAAUAAUCUGUUUUAAUUCUACUAUUGUUUGUCUGAUCUGGAUUCAUAUAAACCUCCAUGAACCAAUGUACAUUUUCAUUGCAGCUUUGUUAGUGAAUUCUGUUCUUUUUAGUUCUGCUCUCUACCCAAAGCUUUUAAUUGAUUUUUUAUCUGUAAAACAGGUCACACCAUAUGCAGGCUGUUUGUCUCAGUAUCUUUUGGUCUAUUCUUUAGGAUUAUCAGAUUUUUUACUCUUAGCAGCCAUGGCUUAUGACAGGUAUGUGUCUAUAUGUAAACCUCUGCAAUAUCACACCAUCAUGAGGAAAACAAACAUCAUUAUCUCUCUGUUUGCAGCUUGGCUUCUGCCAGUUUGUCAUAUGGCUGUGGCAGCUGCACUUUUUGCUGAAAGAAAACUUUGUGACUUUACUUUGAAAGGAAUAUUUUGUAAUAAUUCAUUGUUCAAACUUCAGUGGGUGAAAUCUCCAAUAUUAACUGUAUAUGGUUUGCUUAUUUUGUUGGUGUUUGGAAUUUUCCCUGUGUUCUUCAUACUUUUCACAUACUCAAAUAUUCUUAGAAUAUGUUACAAAAGUAGUGCUGAUGUGAGGAAAAGAGCUGCAGAGACCUGUUUACCCCACCUGCUGGUUUUAAUCAGCUUUUCAUGCUUGGCCAUAUAUGAUGUCAUUGCAGCUCGAUUGGAAUCAAAUAUUCCAAAAACUGUUCAUUUAAUAAUGACUUUACAAGUUACUGUGUAUCAUCCUCUCUUUAAUCCACUGAUAUAUGGACUAAAAAUGAAAGAAAUUUCAAACCGUCUCAUGAGACUAUUCUGUCACACAGUGAGAACUGUUUAA
Molecule: messenger RNA, 930 nt
Organism: Thalassophryne amazonica
Lineage: Eukaryota; Metazoa; Chordata; Actinopteri; Batrachoidiformes; Batrachoididae
Product: olfactory receptor 11A1-like
Exons: 1
Coding region: 1-930 (309 amino acids)
Biological process (GO): G protein-coupled receptor signaling pathway
Cellular component (GO): membrane
Molecular function (GO): olfactory receptor activity; G protein-coupled receptor activity
Source: RefSeq, a predicted model, not a curated record